GGUUUCAGAUCUAGUAAAUUGGGACAUCUCCAGCUGUCUCAAGUGUCUUGAAAGAAGUGGUAGAGGUUGAUUUCUGACUGGGCAAAUGGAACGUUCACCAUCGCAGUUUGACCCACCACAGCUGCUGUAGUUAGAAGAAGAUUAAUGUUUUUUGACGUGGAGUAUUUCCGCAAAAACUGGAUUGAGAAGCGACAUGUAAUUUAGCCUUUUAUCCGUUUUAGCUAGCUAGAUUGAGACAUAUUUUAGGGUCCCAGGUAGACCAUUUUUGUUCGCCCCCUCAUAAAACAGAACAUCAUGAUUAAAGCCAUACUAAUAUUCAACAACCACGGAAAACCUCGGCUUUCUAAAUUCUACGAGCAUUACAGUGAAGACACAGAACAACAAAUCAUCAGAGAAACAUUUCAUCUGGUAUCCAAAAGAGAUGAGAACGUCUGCAAUUUCCUAGAAGGUGGAAUGUUGAUAGGUGGGUCGGAGAACAAGCUCAUCUACAGACACUAUGCCACGCUCUACUUCGUAUUCUGCGUCGAUUCCUCUGAGAGUGAGCUUGGCAUCCUAGACCUUAUCCAGGUGUUUGUGGAAACGCUGGACAAAUGCUUUGAGAAUGUCUGUGAACUUGACUUAAUUUUCCACGUGGACAAGGUACACAAUAUACUGGCAGAGAUGGUGAUGGGAGGGAUGGUGCUGGAGACCAACAUGAAUGAGAUCAUCACACAGGUGGACGCCCAAACCAAAAUGGAGAAAUCGGAGUUCUUUCCAUUCUUCUCUCUUUACAGACAUUUAUCUUUCAGUCUCCCAGACAGGACAGGUAGACACAGUCCUCAAGAAUUUGGCUGGGAUUGCAGGUGCACCUGCUCGUGCUGUAUCUGCCGUAAAGAACAUGAACCUCCCCGAAAUGCCCAGAAACAUCAACAUUGGAGACAUCAGCAUAAAAGUGCCAAACUUACCCUCCUUCAAAUAGCGGCAAGACCCACUGUGCAGAAGUUGACCAAUGUUUACGAUGCAAUUUGUUUACCAAAAUCAAAACAAAGAUCAUGAAGGUACUGUGUGAAUUCCUUUGGCGUUAACUCUUUUUUUUGUUUCCUUGUUUUAAAUGAAUGUCAUUGAUGUGGCUUGUUUGAGAAAAUUAAUUAUUUAUUUAUUACAUUCCUCUACCCUCACUGGAGGUGUGCCCUUAUGUCUUGGCUGCUACAGUAUUUGAAAAUCAUACCUUAGUAGUGGUUUGUAAAACAAACUGAACAGAAUAUUCUUAUAUACAAUAUGAUGGUUAUUCUGAAAUUGUGUAUUUUUUUCUUGUCUGUAUACAGUGUUUUAAAUGAUCUUGUCUUAUCAAAUCAUUUUCUCUUGAUUUUAAUCAGUGUUUGAGAGUUUUUUUUCUCCUUUUUGCAACUCAAUAAAGUAUUGAAUCAUU
Messenger RNA from Coregonus clupeaformis (lake whitefish), 1408 nucleotides. RefSeq names its product AP-3 complex subunit sigma-1-like. Bases 295 to 1035 code for a protein of 246 amino acids. Gene Ontology annotation, cellular component: AP-3 adaptor complex; membrane coat; intracellular membrane-bounded organelle. Lineage: Eukaryota; Metazoa; Chordata; Actinopteri; Salmoniformes; Salmonidae. Gene Ontology annotation, biological process: intracellular protein transport; Golgi to vacuole transport. The record is from RefSeq and is a predicted model, not a curated record. The transcript is spliced from 8 exons.